AAGGCACAGGUAGGAGGCGCGGGCUGCGGGUGCAGGCUCGCUACUCUGGGAAGUGUCUCUCUGCCUUGGUUGGCUGUACUUUUUGGGAGCUGCCGGCUGCCCCCGAGCGUCUGUGGUUCCGGAGCCUGGGCUGCAAGGAGACCGGUGCAUGCGGCCGGGGCGCCGGGCCGAGCCCCUUGGCAGAGCGCGGCUGUGCGCUUCCCCGCGCCAUGCUUCUCCUGGGCAUCUUAACCCUGGCUCUGGCUGGGCGACCCGCUGGCGGCUCGGACCCAGAGCGGGAGGUCGUCGUCCCCAUCCGACUGGAUCCAGACAUCAACGGCCGCCACUACUACCGGCGAGGUCCAGAGGAUUCCGGGGAUCAGGGACUCAUUUUUCAGAUCGCAGCAUUUCAGGAGGACUUUUACCUACAUCUGAUGCCGGAUGCUCAGUUCCUGGCUCCCGCCUUCGCCACUGAGUAUCUGGGGGAUCCCCUUCAGGAGCUCGCCGCCAGCUCUUUAGACCUGCGACGCUGCUUCUACUCUGGGGACGUGAACGCCGAGCCAGACUCGUUCGCCACUUUGAGCCUGUGCGGGGGUCUCCGCGGAGCCUUCGGCUACCGAGGCGCGGAGUAUGUCAUUAGCCCGCUGCCCAACGCCAGCGCGCCGGCCGCGCCGAGCAACAGCCAGGGCGCGCACCUCCUCCAGCGCCGGGGAGCCCGCGGCGGGGCCUCCGGAGACCCCGCCUCCCGCUGCGGGGUGGCUUCGGGCUGGAACCCGGCCAUCCUGAGGGCCCUAGACCCGUACAAGCCGCGGCGGACGGACUUGGGGGACAGUCACAGGCGGCGCAGUUCUGGUCGCGCCAAGCGCUUCGUGUCCAUCCCACGGUACGUGGAGACACUGGUGGUGGCGGACGAAUCGAUGGUUAAGUUUCAUGGCGCGGACUUGGAGCAUUAUCUGCUGACUCUGCUGGCCACCGCGGCGCGCCUCUACCGCCACCCCAGCAUCCUUAAUCCCAUCAACAUCGUUGUGGUCAAGGUGCUGCUUCUCGGAGACCGUGACACCGGGCCCAAGGUCACCGGCAACGCGGCUCUGACGCUGCGCAACUUCUGCGCCUGGCAGAAGAAGCUGAACAAAGUGAGUGACAAGCACCCUGAGUACUGGGACACCGCCAUCCUCUUCACCAGGCAGGACUUGUGUGGAGCGACCACAUGUGACACACUGGGCAUGGCGGAUGUGGGCACCAUGUGCGAUCCCAAGAGGAGUUGCUCUGUUAUUGAGGAUGAUGGGCUUCCGUCAGCCUUCACCACUGCUCAUGAGCUGGGCCAUGUGUUCAAUAUGCCCCAUGACAACGUGAAAGUAUGUGAGGAGGUCUUUGGAAAGCUCCAAGCCAACCACAUGAUGUCUCCAACCCUCAUCCAGAUUGACCGUGCCAACCCCUGGUCAGCCUGCAGUGCUGCCAUCAUCACUGACUUCCUGGACAGUGGACAUGGGGACUGCCUCCUUGACCAGCCCAGCAAACCUCUCUCCCUGCCUGAGGACCUGCCGGGCACCAGCUACACCCUGAGCCAGCAGUGUGAGCUGGCCUUCGGUGUGGGCUCCAAGCCCUGUCCAUACAUGCAGUACUGCACCAAGCUGUGGUGCACUGGCAAAGCCAAGGGGCAGAUGGUGUGCCAGACCCGCCACUUCCCCUGGGCAGAUGGCACCAGCUGCAGUGAAGGCAAGUUCUGCCUCAAGGGGGCCUGUGUGGAGAGACACAACCUCAACAAGUACCGGGUGGAUGGCUCCUGGGCCAAGUGGGAGCCCUAUGGUCCCUGCUCUCGAACCUGCGGCGGGGGCGUGCAGCUGGCCCGGAGGCAAUGCAGCAGCCCCACCCCUGCCAAUGGUGGCAAGUACUGCGAGGGAGUGCGGGUGAAGUACCGGUCUUGCAAUCUGGAGCCCUGCCCCACCUCAGCCUCUGGCAAGAGCUUCAGGGAAGAGCAAUGUGAAGCUUUCAAUGGCUACAACCACAGCACCAACCGGCUCACUCUUGCCGUGGCGUGGGUGCCCAAGUACUCAGGUGUGUCUCCUCGAGACAAGUGCAAGCUUAUCUGCCGAGCCAAUGGCACUGGCUACUUCUAUGUGCUGGCACCCAAGGUGGUGGAUGGUACACUGUGUUCUCCCGACUCCACCUCAGUCUGUGUCCAAGGAAAAUGCAUCAAGGCUGGCUGCGAUGGGAACUUGGGCUCCAAGAAGAAGUUCGACAAGUGUGGGGUGUGUGGGGGAGACAAUAAGAGCUGCAAGAGGGUGACGGGACUGUUCACCAAGCCCAUGCAUGGCUACAAUUUCGUGGUUGCCCUCCCUGUAGGCGCCUCUAGCAUUGACAUCCGCCAGCGUGGCUACAAGGGGCUGAUUGGAGAUGAUAACUAUCUGGCCGUGAAGAACAGCCAAGGCAAGUACCUGCUCAAUGGGCACUUCGUGGUGUCGGCCGUGGAGCGGGACCUGGUGGUGAAGGGCAGCUUGCUGCGGUACAGUGGCACUGGCACUGCGGUGGAGAGCCUGCAGGCUUCCCGGCCCAUCCUGGAGCCCCUGACCGUGGAGGUCCUCUCGGUGGGGAAGAUGACACCGCCACGGGUCCGUUACUCUUUCUAUCUGCCCAAGGAGCCUUGGGAGGACAAGUCCUCCCGACCCAAGGAGCCCCUCACCCCCUCUGUGCUGGACAACACGGUCCUCAGCCUCUCCAAUCAAGUGGAGCAGCCAAAUGACAGGCUCCCUGCACACUGGGUGGUGGGCAGCUGGGGACCUUGCUCUGCCAGCUGUGGCAGUGGCCUGCAGAAGCGGGCAGUGGACUGCCGGGGCUCCUUGGAGCAGCACAGGGCCUCUGCCUGCGAUGUAGCCCAUCGACCAGUGGAGAUGCGAGCCUGUGGGGAACCCUGCCCAGCCUGGGAGCUUGGGACCUGGUCACCCUGCUCCAAGACCUGUGGCCGGGGAUUUAAGAGGCGUUCACUCAAGUGUGUGGGACAUGGAAGCCGGCUGCUGGCCCGGGACCAGUGCAACCUGCGCCGAAAGCCCCAGGAGCUGGACUUCUGCAUCUUGAGGCCCUGUUGAGCGGGACUGCCCUUUUUUCUCCUUUAUUCCCCACCCCACUGUUGUACCAGUGCUCUGGCCAGCUAUAGCAGAGGAUGGUGACAAGUGGCCUGUGCCACCAUGCCACUCACAUCCAGGACAAGGACCAUGGACUGGGAUGAGUGGUUCCUCCCUCCCUGGACUGGGCAGGGGCUGCUAACUAACGCACAGUCUACCUCAUGCCCUACUCCUCUGGGCCCAGUUUCGGGGAGAGGCUGAAAGGUGUGGUGCUGGCCAGGGGUGCUGAGGCCCAGUUUCCAAGGGGCCUGGAGGAUGGGCUUCUCCCAGGGAGAACUUCAGGGACCCAAGCCCCCAUCAGGGUCUGCAUGCUGCUGGAAGAGCCAUGGCCCAGCAGCUUGGCACCCUCAGGUGGCUCAAGGGACUCUGAGCCAUCUCUGAAAUGAGGCAGGGUUUUCACGGUGCUUUCAGACCCCUUUGGUUCUUUCCUGACUGACAUGGGCUGAUCAGUGAAGACUAGUGGUGGUGGUGAGGAUGCUGAGCACAGUGAGUUUGCCUACAACUGGAGUCUGGGUCCCUCUGCUGGGGAAGAUGUGGAUGGGGACAGGGAGUCCCAGCGUUUCUCAUCUUCCCCCUGGGCCCACCCUGGAAAAGCAGGCCUCAUUUCCUCCCUGCCAUCCAGGGCAUUAGACUACAGGAGGGCUGCCACCACCGUGUCCUUUGCAGAAAGAGGAGAAUGUCCCCUGGAGUUUGCCUUCUUUGUCCAGAGGGAGCCAGCAGUUGCUAAAAGAUGCUGGUGCUUAUUGGGUGGCUGAAGCAGGGAGUGUGAGGGGAGACCUCGGGGGUUUUGCUGGCUGUGAGCCUGGGGGUGGAUCCUGAGCUCUGGUCUAGGCACUGGGGACUGUCAUCCUGGGACAGGGAGGAGGAAGCUCCAGUUUUGAUGGCUUUUUCCUCCUGAGAGGGACACAUAAGUAAGGCAGACGCCACCCACAGGCUCUACAUUGCCUCAGAGAAUCUCCUGAGUGACCACAGUCUUGUACCCACAGAGAGGGGAGCAGGGUGUGCCCAGAAGGGCUGGGAGCUGAGCAUCUCCCUCCUUGCAAGUUAAGCUUCCUCCUUCUGGACGGCUCCUGCUGUCUGCUGUGGGCAUGUCACAGCACAUCUCCAGCUGAGAAUUGGGUUGUCUGUUUGCUACCUCAGAUUAUGCUCUCUGGGAACCCAGCCUGUCCCUAGGGACAGAGGUGACUUGGCGCUCCCACCACAUCCAGCUGUCAUCUUCAUAGACUAAUCUGCCGAGCCCCAGAGACGAGUGUGUGAUGCAGGGCCAUCCACCAGGGCUCCAAACAUGAAGACAAAGAGGGAGUUUCUCUCUUCGGGUUCCCUGGGAGCUGUUCAGGAGUCAACAAGAGUCAUAACCUGACCCAGAGGCCUUCACAGCUACCAACAAGAACUGCUGGGGGAAAAACCCAGGCCCUUCCUAUAGUUACAAGUGGGGAGAUAAUUCGGGGAUAGUGAUCCUUUGGUGAAGCAGGGUAUUUCUUGAAGGUGCAGAUGCCCCAGUGUGAAAAGAGGAUAUUCUGCUUUUCAGUAUAGGCAGAGUCCCAGACUUCAGUGAAGAACUUAACUGAGAUCAGAUCAAAGCCCGAAUCUUCCCGGGGGAGAGAGGUUCAGUUCUUUUCUGUGGUUUCCCUCACAGUCAAGAUCCGCAAAACAAGCAGCCAGCCAGCCAGACUGCUGGUCUAUGGUAUUCUUGACACUGGUCUAAUCUUAGGCUGGAGAAUAUGGACUGAGCUCCUGCAGGGGGUGGAGGGCCUUCAGCUCCCUGGAAUAGGGCUGCAGACACUCUUGCAGGACAGAACAAGGAGGAAUCUCCCUCCUUAUACUGUGAAGCUGCAAAGACAAAAGGACCCCAUGCACAGGCAGAAGGGGAGACUUGCCAGGGGACUACAGCCUGUGCUCUGAUUGGUGCAUUUUCUCCCAGGCCUGGAGAGGGUGGGGUGGGGGCUGUGCAGAGUGGGCAGGGGAAGGCGGAGAGGGAGGCACCAUCCCUGGGGUGGCUGGCUUCCUAGCAGGGGUUAUUUGCUGACAUUGCUUUACAAACCGUUUCAAGGAGGGAUAACUUUUGUUCUUGACACAAGUUAGGUCUCCAUGGUCUUUUCUAUUGUGGUCCCUCCUCCUUUUUGCUUUUCUUAAAAAACAAACAAACAAAACCCCCCCAAAAGCAAAAGUAUGAGCAAGACAAUUUGGGAAACUUGUCUUCUCUUUGAACAUUUCCUCAGUCCAGCAAAGCUCUCCAGAGCUGAGAGGAAAUGAGACUCAAGGCAUAGGGUUCUGGUGAUGACAUAAAAAGUGAAGGUGGCGUCUCAUGCUUAUGGAGAAGAGGAGCCUUCUGUGGGCUCCAGCAGUUUCUUCAGAGGGGUGUGGCCCUGUAAGGCCUUGGGCUCAUGAUUCCCUAACCUCCUUUACCUGUUGUGUGCACUGAUCGAAGGAUCCUCACCCAAACACCCUCAAUACUGGUGAGAAAGCUGGAGGAGCCAAGAACAGUUUGAGGGACUGGAUUGCCCCCAGCCUGGGAGUCAGCUCCUGAGGACACUAGACACUCAUUAAUAGAGCCCAAGCUGUACUUGGUUCUUUUGCAUUCCAUACACUGCAGAAGGAUGGGAGGACCUGGGUCUUGGCUGGGCAUGUAUACUGUGUAUACAUGGGAGCCGGCUGCGGGGUGAGGGCAGUUUGCUCUUAAUAAAGUUGGAAGUAUUUAA
This is a messenger RNA of Heterocephalus glaber (naked mole-rat), 5797 nucleotides long. RefSeq names its product ADAM metallopeptidase with thrombospondin type 1 motif 15 (gene Adamts15). Gene Ontology annotation, molecular function: metalloendopeptidase activity; zinc ion binding. The record is from RefSeq and is a predicted model, not a curated record. NCBI's taxonomy places the organism in Eukaryota, Metazoa, Chordata, Mammalia, Rodentia, Bathyergidae. Gene Ontology annotation, biological process: extracellular matrix organization; proteolysis.